Branchiostoma floridae (Florida lancelet) is the source of this 1335-nucleotide messenger RNA. RefSeq lists its product as uncharacterized. NCBI's taxonomy places the organism in Eukaryota, Metazoa, Chordata, Leptocardii, Amphioxiformes, Branchiostomatidae. The record is from RefSeq and is a predicted model, not a curated record. The transcript is spliced from 5 exons. The coding region runs from base 1 to 1335 and encodes 444 amino acids.
AUGGCCUUGGCGCUUUACGUGGCUGCUGUGGUCCGGUGUGACAAUCGGGAUCAGGGAGAAGGUAUAGAACACCGGUACGAAUACACGGAGAGGCUUUUACAAGGGGUGUAUAUGUCGUCAAAGGAAUCACAAGCUCGGGAGCAGUCAACUGAAGACAAAGAGACGGCUACACCUGCAAAGGUGGCAGGAAUGUUUCAAGACCUGGACAAGAAAUGGGCUGCCGGUGGUAACACAGACUCUGUGCUGGUUGGAUACGCACAGUUGAUGCGGUCAGCACGUUCGGAACGACAACGGGGUGCGGGUGGACGGAUAAGCCCGACACGAGUUGACGAUGACAUUGAAUACGAAGAACAUCUCCAUGCUGGCUGCAGGGCCCUGCAGACUGGAGACCUGGAAACAGCAGAACAAAGCUUUGCAGCUGCGCUCAAGUCGGUUCAUUUCAAAGGUCCACAUGGGAAGGAGGCGGAGCCCCUGUACAGGUUGGGCGAGGUCUAUCUGAAGAGAGGAAUCCAGUCAAAGGACGGAGGCGACUUCACCAAGGCUGCAGCACUCUGUAAUGCAGCACUGGUAAGGUCAAGGAGAGAAGACAUGGAGGAAAGAGUUCAGGAAAUAACUCAAGCAUUUGUUAAGGAAGUCCUGAAGGUCGAACAGAAGGUAGACAGUGAUGAUACAGAGAAACACAAAUUGAUGUUGAAGGCUGAUAGGGACUACGUAGAAAAAGAGAUCAAAAGAAUUGACCAAGAGGUAGAUCCGUAUAGCCUUGAUGAGAAUGACCCACAGAUAAGAGAAGUGGAGAUGAAGAGAGUGGAAGCAAUCAAAGCAUUGUUUCAGACACUUGUUGAUCAGCGUAAAACGUUCAUAGCUGGCCAUGUAGAUGAAUGCAUGGAGGUAAUGGGCCCCCCUCCCUGUAAGUACGCCAUGAUAGGCUUAGGUUCACAAGCCACAGGGUUGGUAACACCAUACUCUGACCUGGAAUUUGCCAUUUUGGUAGAGGAGGAAAUCGAGCAUAAUGUAAGUUAUUUCCGCAACCUGACUCAUUAUCUGCAUCUCAAAGUUAUAAAUCUGGGAGAGACCAUUCUCCCGGCCAUGGGGAUUAGUUCUCUGAAUGAUUUCUACUCAGACAACCCACUGGAUAACUGGUUUUAUGACUCAGUAACACCGCGCGGUUUUGCGUUCGAUGGAGCCAUGCCACAUGCAUGCAAGACUCCUUUGGGCAGGGGAAGGAACAGUUCAGGAUCAAGCGAACUAAUUCGCACACCAAGCAAUAUGACCAACAUACUAAAGGAAGACCUCACACUUCAUAUAAAGAAAGGCUAUCAUCUUGCUAUCUGCUGA